AUGACGAUUGAGGCUGUUGUUUACAGCCACUGGUCAUCUGGGAACCCUAAUCUGCAUCAUCAUCGGUCAUUUGAGGGGUACUGUGAAAACAUUCCACAAGGCGCGGUUAGAGUGGAAUUAUGGGUAGGACAGUGUAGUAGCUGGACCCUGGGUGAUGCUUACACCGGAUGGGAGUCAGUGUCCCGGAUAAUGAUAGAAGAAGUAUCUAGGUCACAGUCCUAAUAAGAGCGUCUCCCUCCUUUCCUUAGCUUCUAAAACAAGUUUAAAAAGUUUGUCCUUCCAAGUGGUUUUUCCUUUUUUUUUUUUUUUUUUUUUUUUGUGCGCGGAAUGAAUGUUGUGUGCGUGUGUGUUAAGAAAUUCAUAUACAAAUAUAGAAAAAUAUAACGCGUGCGGAGGCCAUUUUAUUCAGCGUAAACAUCGCCGGCUUAAGAGUAUCCGUAUUUCGCUUGUUUUGUUAUUCACUCUGUUUUCUAUCCUUGCGUAGAGCAGAACUCGAUACUAAUAACGUAAACAUUUGAACAACAGAAAAGAACCAGAACAGAUCAACUUCAAGGAAUGUAAAAUAUAAACACCGAUUACCUUAAAAUCAUGAUCAAAGAAAACAAUCUAAAGGACUUGGCAUGGCUUGCUGGCCCUGAAUCAAAAUUCUAAUUUAAUACUUAACACCACCGACCUUGCAGAAGUAGAUACACCAUAAACAUUUAACUGAGGUCAUCUUGAAUUGUUGGCAUGUUAAAAAGAGAACAAACUCGAACAAAGCAUAAUCAGAAAUCAAUAAAAACGAAGCAACAACUAUCUUACACGCAAUAUGGUAUUGAGGUCUUAAAAUUCUCUUUUAUUUAAACUACGCAUUUUUUUAGUCAUUUGGUCCGAACAAACAAAACGUGCGUGUCCAUGGGUCAGUGGGAAAAUUAUCUGAUGGUGUAAAGAUUAAAAAUAGAAACCCAACCUAUGUUUUGGGCUUGUUUAGCUGGAGCUUGACCAAAAUUUUAGUUGACUACUCACACGUACUGAUUAUCCACUUAAAAGGGCCGGAUAUUAUUUAGUAGGUGGCUGCAUUAAAUAUUUAGUUGUUCGAGAAAGAAAUAGGAACAAGGACCAAAUUAGUAACGACAAAAAUAUUACUGCCUUAAAAAUUUCAAAUCAGCAGUUGAGCAAUAUUCGCUAUCCAAUAAAAGAGCAGAAAGCACGGAUCACAAAACACUUCUGCAGCAUUUCGCUCUCCUAUUGAUGUAUGUUUUUCUGCGAAUUCGCUGGGAACAGCCAACUCACCUCAAAUAUCUCUUUACUCUUGAUAAAAUGUGAUAAAAUUCCAUGAAAAUAAGGGUGACCUGUUUCUGCUAAACACUUUAAACAGUGACCUUAGAGCAACAGAAAGCUACUAAUUCUUAACUUCUUUUUUGUUUAAAUAACUCCACUUCAAAUGGAAAAGGGAAAAUGUUUAACUAAGGGGUUUCUAGGAACUUUUAUCUGAAGCGUGCUGUAAAUAAGAGGACUCGAAGACACAAGAAAAUAAGUAAACCAAGAAAAUGAUAAGUAACACACGACAGAUUCUUCGAACUAAUGUGUUUUUUUGUCAGAACCAUCCUAUCAAACCAGCCAUCCAGAACUGAUCCAAAAUACUUGAAUGCAAACAGAUUAAACUGCUUUAUUUUUUGCUGCCUUCAGUGGUUACGUCAUGGUAUAUUGAAAAGUUGCAAAGAUGCACUGAAGAUGGAGAAGAGAAUACCGAUCAAUAAUUUUAUUAGAGCACAAGUAUAGUAGAGGGGGAUUGCAUAAACACGCGAUAAGCAAAAGCCGAAAACAACUGUCCUACUUCCUGUAGUGUACAUCGGAUCUCCCAAUCUGUGUUCUAUACGUCUUGUUAUAACUAAAUUAGCUAAAUAACUGGACGAUAACAAUCAUUUCUGUCAUUAUCAUUAGUAUUAUUAUUAUGAUUUAUUUUUUUAAUCCACAUUAAACUUUAAAAAUAGAUGCACUGGCCGGUAAUCGAACCCGGGCCUGCAGUGUGGCAAGAGAGAAUUCUAACUCUGAAUUGGUACUAGUGUCCUAUAAUUAAAACUGACUCGUCGCCUUAAAAAAGGCAUUGUUGUUGAAUUUUCAUGGUGAAAAGAAAAAAGGAAAAGGGAAGCCAAACAGAAGAAAAACCCACAAAAACAAACAAACCAAGAAACAAAAAAGGCAAGGUAGGAAAGGGUAUACAAAUAAUCCAGGAGUAAGCGCGCUAACCUUGUCAGGGAGGCCUUGGUGUAAUGGAGGGCUAUCUAAUCUUUGCUUAUGGACUUUUCACUUUAAAUUCACUUUCUUGUUUAUGAAAAAGGAAAGUGCAAGAAAUUCACGCGUAUUUAAAUGGUAAUGAGAAAGAAGAAAGCCCGUUUGGAGCGGAUUUUUGAUCGACGAAAAAAAGAACCAAAGCAGCUUGUCAGCGGUAAAAUUAAACACUAUUAGUAUUCCUUUUCUAGAGAAACUGUAAAAACCUUUGGCUAAAGCUUAUUUUUUGCAAAAUUCUACUCACAGUUAAAUUUCCUGGACGAGCUGAAAUUAUUUCCAUUUAAUAUGAUUAAAAACGUACAGAAAGAAAGACAAAGGGAAAAAAAUCUGGAAUUCUGUUUCUUUUCUUUCUCAGUUUGUUGGUCCUUAUUAUCUCUGAGUUUUAAAACAAAGCAACAACAGCCAAGUUCGAGCUUGUUUAGAAACACGAUCUAAGUACUUAGCAGGGGAAUCAUGAUGAGAAGGUCAAGACUUGACAUUUUUGGCGUGUUAGCAAAGAGAAACUUCCUGUAAAAAAAAAAAAACAAGAAAAAACAGCUAUCAGAGCUAUCAAAGUCUUAAUGCUCUUGUAAUUAAAUUACUAAACUCUGCUUACGUGCACGUUAACAAAAAACAAAGAUGAAAUCUCAUUUAAGCUUUGCUGUUUGUACUCAAGAAACGGGCAUGGCAGUGAUAUUAGACAGUAGCUAGAUGCGGAAAAACGCUUCUGUCCUUAUCAAGGGGAAGUAUUUAUGCCGAUUCUCUAGCUAGGAAUUUGGGUAGCUUUCACUGAAGUUCUCAUCGAAGUCACAACAGAGAUGACACUCGAGUGAUGGCAUUAACUGGCCGCUUGUCUGAGUGGCAGUUUAACUGACGGUCAAACAAAGACGCAUUUAAAUUAACAGCGAUAAUACUAAACAACUAGUUAUUUUCAGCAAUGGUGGGGCUAAAAAUUCGCCCAGAAUCAAAACUAAAUCAUAAUCGCACAGAAGUUCUCCCAACAAAUGGCAAAGAGGGACAGAGGGGAGGGUGAAAACAAGAGGGAGCGAAUGCAGGAAUGUAUACAGUUGUACGCUCCUUUAAUACAGCGAUGAAAUUGAUUGCCUCUUGAAAGAGAAGUUAGGCUGACAUGGAUCGGAUGACCAACUAUGGAGCUAGACAACAAAGACAUAUUACAUUGUAUCGACAUAAAUAGCAUAAUAUGAUUUUGCCUUGACAUGACAUUUGAUUUUCACUGGUUUUGUUGCUAUUUAUCCGUUUUCUCUCUUUGCUAAGACUUCCUUACUAAUGAUAAAUGCUUAGCAACAGAAUCUUCAAAGAAUAUAGCUAAUGAACUUUUUCAGGUUGGUACUUGCGUGGCUGGCACUGAGUUAAAAUUGUAAUUUAAUAAUAAGCACCAACCACCUGGAAGGGGGUGCUUUUAAGAGGUUACAACCCUAAAUUUUUUGUGGAUUAGAACUAAAAAAGAAAACAGGCCACCAUCAAGAAAAAUUAGGCAACAUGUAUCGUGCACAUAACAAAGUUACUACUACCAUAAUAUGGUUAAAAUUACGCAUUUGUUUCAGUACAAUGUCCAAGUUCUGAAUAGUGCAAACGUAUAAUGAGGCCGAGUUAAAGUGGUUACUGCAAAGGAAAAAUCGAACGCAAAGGAAACGUGCACAGGUAAUUGAUAUGGUAAGUAAAAGAUAUGAGGUAAAUAAUCUAGUGAUUUAAAUAUAAUAUUAUAUAACUGCAAACUAAAACUAUAACUGCACGUAUAACGACUAUCUUGAAAAGGGAAGCUUGUUCGAGAACGAAAACAAACAAAUAUUUCUACCAUAAAAGGAAAUAAAAUAAGGGUAGCCAGCAACAUUAAAACAGGAUCAAAACAAAUAUUUGCUAUUUAACUGAUGAGCACGUAGCACUGGUUUUCAGUAAUCGCAGUGUUCUGGUUGAGUUUUAAUAAUGGUUCAGCAUUUCGCUGUUUUCUUGGUUUUCUCCCUUUCUGGCGGUUCACUGGGAACAACAACCUCACCUCAGCAACAAAACACCUCAAAGUUAAAAGAUUUAUGCGAGGUAUGAAACAAUUAUUCUGUUUUAGCUGAUAUUUUUGUGUUUUGGGUAGUGAAAAAUGGUUGGUCUCAUGGAUUUGUUCGGAUCUACCCAGUUUUAGACAAUUUAUUUCGAAGUUUCUGAGUAAUAGACAGGUAUCGAUUGACGGCACCGUGCUUUUUCUGAGCUUCACGAAUUAUUAUUGAGUUGAUAAAUAACGUAAACCUCAACUUUUCUGUUGUUAAGUCUGCGUUUCAAGAUUUGCCCCGAAAGGUUAGUCUCACGGAUUUGUUCGGAUCUACCCAGUUUUAGACAAUUUAUUUCGCAGUUUCUGAGUAAUAGACAGCUGUCGAUUGACGGCUGUGUCGUGUCAGUUAAAUUGAGGGUGGAGCUUUCCUUUUUAGGGUUGUAUUGAUAAGAAGGCAAGCAGCGAAAGAAAUGUGAAUGAACUUUGUUUUAAAAAGGAAUUUCUCUUUCCACUAUACACUAUCUUAAAAUAUCCCUAGCUUUUAAGAUUUUUUUGGUUGUAAAAAAAAUAUCAUUAAUUUACCUUUAUUAUUAUAUAUAUCAUUGCUAUGAUUGUUAUCGUUGUAUUUGGUUAUGAAUCAGUCAAUUCCAGCUGCGCCCAGGCAUUAGCAUUUUUUAUUGACUUGUAUGGCAAAUUCCCGGGGGUUGGGACUCUUGAGCUGUCAAAUCCCCGGAAAUGGGAACGAAAAGAGAGGGUAAAUGUCCCGUCCUCCGUCAGCUCGCAGAGUCAGAUAAUGCAAUUUAAGCAUUUUAAUGUGCCAUUUUUCGUUUCAGUUUAUCAAUAUAAGUAGCCUUGCUAAAAUAAUCCUUGAUAUAAAAUUCCUGCUUGGUUAUUUAUUAAACUUCCGGUUUCACAUGGAUUAUUAUAGGUUUUCAUGAAUUUUGAUUAAAAAUUCCCGCCGUUCUUCACUACAAACUGAAUAUGUACGCUUUCAUUCCCGCUUUGCCUCAAAGACAGACUGCAAUUACUCUCUAAAUACAUUACCUCCGUUUACUGCUACAAAAGGCUAUGGUUCUUCUUUUAAUUACACAUCCUUACUUUCAGAAAUCUGUACUGAGUCAUGGUUUUCCAGGCAUACCAGGGUCAAAUGGCAUGCCGGGAAUGCCAGGCGUGCCUGGGCCGCAGGAACCCCAGGGAAGAGAAGGUCCAAAAGGACAAAUUGGUGAUAAGGGAUCGCAAGGAGUGCAGGGUCUAAGAGGAGACAGAGGGCGCGAAGGACCUCCCGGGAAGAGCGGACCGCCAGGAAAUAUGGGAAUGAAAGGUGAAUCGGGGCCUGUGGGAAUGAAAGGAGAGCCAGGCAUUGUGGGAAAUCAAGGAAGAAAAGGAGACAAAGGAGAGAAAGGAGAAAGCGCCAAAGCAAGUCAAGCAAGUGUAGUACCACAAACCAACUGGAAACAAUGUGUGUGGAAAUCAGCUAGCGGUACUGAUAACGGAAAGAUUAAGGUAAACAAGAAACGCGCUAAAAGCUAAACACGAACUAUUUAUAGCGGAGCACCAUUACUAAGAUAAUCUGGUAAACUAUCCAUCCGAAAAAUUUUGGUUAUGACGUCAGCGUACGUCCGUCCCUACGGACUUUCCGGGUAGUGGAAAGUAGUCCGCACGGACUCUUGGGGUAGGGGAAAGUAGAGAUUUUUUUGGCGGGAAAUGGCAUCGCGCAACGUCGCGCAAUUAUAUCGCGCAACUGGUUUUGAAAAAAGAAAUUUCAAAGCAACACACCAAAAGGAUUUUUCGACUUGGUACAGAGCUCUCAACAGCAGAGAGAUUUUAGCGUGUAGACGACAGGUUUUAAGCAGAGAGCGAAGAGAAGGUGAGCGGCAGAGAGCAAGAGUCAACACGCGUAGUGCAAGCGAAGACUAUCGCCAAAGAGAGCGCGUUAGAAGUAGAAGAAGAAGACAAAAUUUUAUCGAAGAAAGUCGGCAAGUAGAAAGAGUUAGGGCGAAAAGAAGGAGAGAUAAUUAUAGUGAAAAGCGCCGGCAAGCAGAACGAGACAGAGCUAGAAUGAAUAGACAAAGCAACGCGAAAGAGAAAUACAAAGGCAAAGAGAACGGCAGCAAAAUAAUAACAUGAUGACAGGAAGUGUUGUGUUAAUGUCAGUAUUACCCUGCGCUUUACAUUUUGAUUUCAAACUGAUCUCGGACGCCAAAAUUAAUCCAGUCAUUUAAAAGUACAAGCAGGGAAGACAGAGGCUUUUUACUUUUCUCACCAUAGUCGCGCGUUGAUCACGCUCUACGACCGUCCAAUUUUUAUGCUCUGAUUGGUCAAAAUUUGUCAGGUGAGUUCAUGCAGAAAAUUUAUACAGCAUCUUGAAACUUGUUUACUUUAACAGCUGAAGCUGACAGUUUUUUUGUCAACUUGUGAUGUUUUUUACUGUCUUUUUCCACUGGAUGCAUAAAAUGAAAUACAGCUGCUAUCAACAGUCUUCUGUUAUUCAUGGCUGGUUUGUUUAUUGAAUUUUUGGUUGAGAAAUACGCCGCUUGUCUUCGGAUGACAUCGUUUUCGUUUUUCACCUUGCUGGAUGCGGGUUGAAAAGUCCCUCAAGCGAUUCUGGCCUUACUUGAUAGCUUUCAGGAGCUGCAUCUCGAAUGGUAAGCCUGAGUAAUUAUUGUAUACAGUGUAUGUGUUUGUUUUUUUUAUAUCUAAUUUCAUGAAGUCGAGCGCAGUUUAUGAGGCCAGUUUAUGCACGUUUGUAUUAAGAUCUGAGACAAUGAUCUGAUCUAGUAUGAGGUUUGAUAUAAGGUUACAGAGCUUUAAAAAGCCUUUAGUCGAUAUUUUCUCUCCGCAAAUAGAAAGAAAAAACGCUCCGAAGAGUAUUUAGUUAUAAUUUUGGCUGUAGAAAGAAAGCUUUGAGCGAUUUUCUGGUCUCGAGUUCAUCUUUGAAAACAGUAAACACCAGGAAGCCGGCUUAAAGUCUCAGGAUUUUUAGAGACGCUUUAAUACUUGUCUUCGUGAAUGAGAAUUGUUGUCUCUGUAAAUGUUUCACCGAAUUACAUUUCUUUUAUUGACUGUUAGUAGUCUCUUGCAAUUUUAAUCACUUUGCCGUUUGUUUUCAGUCGUUCUUCGCUUGCAGGAGUACUCAAAAUGCCGCGCGUAUCAAACGCUUUUUAAGAUUACAGAUCGUUAUAAAACAAUGAAAUAAAAAAAAAAAAACGCAAUAAAUUCUUUAUUAUGUUGAAGCGUAACUCUUUUAAUGUUCACUGAAAAUUUGGAGCUUGUCAAAAGUGAGAACCGGCUGGCCGUAUAGGUGAUUUUGGAAAUUUUUUGAACGGUUUUGCUAAAAGCCCACGCGUGCUUCGUACGGUUCUGAAUAUUGAAUGAGUGCAAUUUGCCUUGAAAAAUUGUGAAAUACUGCAUUUUGUCUGAGGUCUGUAUGAUAAAAACAGCGCCUCAUAUCAUGAUGUAUAAAAAGUAUGAAAUGUUGGUUUGCACGCACCCAGAGCUGUUGGCAAGAUUUUGUUAAGUAAACUUGUCGAACGCAAAAAACUCGGCUUGAUUUGUUUUCCAAGAAUUCGUUUCCCAGCCCUAAUCUACUGUGAUCAAGAGCCAUUAUGGCUCUUAAAUGUGAUCGAAGAUGAUUGCUAUUUUUUGGGUGUAUAUAUACGGCUAUCAAUUCGAUGUAAGAUUUUUUUUUCACUCUAAAAUCACUUAGCCUUAGCUUUCCCUAAAAAGUCACAUGUGUGCCCUUAAGUUAACUGAUUUGUGGAUUACAAGUUUAUUGUUUGAUUUAAAUUAUAACUUUAUUAAUGGGAGCUUCGCUUUUAGCCCUGGCUAAAUCUAUAUAUGAAGUAAGAAAGAUGGUGUUCAUAAGUGAAAAGAGGUCGAAAAACCGUUUUCUGAGAUAAACCUUUAAAGUACAACUAUGAUCCCAACCUCAUUGUCUCAGCCUUCAUCCUAAAUCAACCUUUCUCCAGCUGGCCGGCAUUAAUUUUUGUAGAAAAAUGUGAAACAGCAAACUGAUCCUUACGGCAAGGCGAUGAAGAAGUAGACAAAAGAAUAAUAGGAAAAAAUAUGUAUUUAAACAAACUGCUCAAUAUUUCGGUUUGAAAACAAACCUUCUUCAGGGGCUAAAAGAAAAAAAAAAAGAACAAAAAGAACAAAAAAUUCGUUACAAAUAAGAAUUUGAAAAUGUGACAAUAAAAACAAUGAAUUAUUUUGGUAUGGGAGACUAGGUGGUAUCAUAUAUCACUGAGUGAGCUUCGUCACGUCUAUUUAUUCCUAGAGGAAAUAAUGUGUUCCCUUUGUAUAUUAAAUGAGCUUCUCGAGCCUUUCUAACUGCGAGAGAUACGCCACCACUCAUUAGUUUGUUGCUGUGCACUUCCUGAUAUUUUAUAUACUAUUUUUUGUGUUAUUUAGCGUUAUUAAAGUUGCUGACAUUUUAAUCGCUUUUUUUUUUUCAAGGACUGUGCUUUUAACAAGUUGAAAUCCGACACAGUGCUUAAAGUCUCAUUCCAGGGAAACAUAUUGGUUUAUGGUGAUCAAAAGUGUAACCGGUGGUAUUUCAAGUUCAAUGGAAACGAAUGCAGUGGACCAAUGACGAUUGAGGCUGCUGUUUACAACGACUGGUCAUCUGGGAACGCUUUUCUGUAUCAUCAUCGGUCAUUUGAGGGGUACUGUGAAAACAUUCCACAAGGAGCGGUUAGAGUGGAAUUAUGGGUAGGAAAGUGCAGUGGCCACACCCUGGGUAAUGCUCACACUGGGUGGAAUUCAGUGUCCCGAAUAAUGAUAGAAGAAGUAUCUAGGUCCCAGUCUUAAUAAGGCGUCUCCUUCCUUUCCGUGGUUUCCAAAAGAUUAGCUUUCCAAGUGUUUUUUUUUUCGUGCGACGACUGAAUAUUGUGUGAGUGUGUGUUAAGAAAACCAUAUACAAAUAUAGACUGAAAAUAUAACGCGUGCAGAGGCAAUUUGAUUUAACGUAAGCUUCGCCGACUCAAGAGUACUUGCCAGCCAAACGUCAGCGGCCGUUUUUAUACUUCAGGACGCAUUAUUCGUCAAGACGGAUAAUGCGUCUAUGGCCGUUUUUAUACUAAAGACGUAUUGUCCGUCUGGACGAACUUGGGCAAAUAUUAGUAGUUCAUCUGUUUAAGCGUCUCAAGUAUAAAGACGGGCACAAGACGCAUUAUGCGUCUCG
Messenger RNA from Porites lobata, 9431 nucleotides. Lineage: Eukaryota; Metazoa; Cnidaria; Anthozoa; Scleractinia; Poritidae. The record is from the annotation of a GenBank genome assembly.